AUGGGCGAUCAUCAGUCCCAGGAACCCGUCGAGGAAGCACAGCCUCGUGCUACACAGGCUGAGACUCAGGCUCCCGAUCAUCCUCUUGAAGUUGACGAUAAUCCUCACGAGGAAGACUCGAGCUACGGUGACUCUGAGGCCACUAGUAGCUAUCUAUCAUCAUUGAAGUCUAGCGUUUUCAACUACAAAUAUGAAGCAAGUCAAGUGGCAGGAGCCUGUCUAGCUCUUGACGUUAACAAACCUGUAGAACGGACGCCGUUAUCAUGCAUUCCGCGAGGGGGCCCUAACGAUGACGAGGAGCAAGAUCGCAUGGAUCUAGCACACCACAUUUAUCGACUUCUCAUCGGUGGAAAGCUACAUCUCGCACCAAUCGGCGAUAGCCCUCAACGGGUUCUGGAUCUUGGUACUGGGACAGGCAUUUGGGCCAUGGACUUUGCGGAUGAAUAUCCCUCGGCAGAUGUUCGAGGCACGGAUCUGAGCCCUAUUCAACCCAAAUGGACUCCCCCAAAUUGCUCUUUUGAAAUUGAUGACUUCGAAGCAGAUUGGCUUUACCGCCAUUCAUUUGAUUUCAUUCAUGGCCGCGAGCUCGAGGGAUGUCUUUCUAACGAUACGAAGCUCUUUCGGCAAGCCUUCAAACACCUGAGCCCUGGAGGAUAUAUCGAGCUACAAGCUGCGUACCCGCCGCUCAAAUCUGACGACGACACAGGAGAUAAGGCUACUGAUUUUCACAAGUGGGUAAAUACCAUCUGCGACGCCUCUGCCAAAUUUGGCAAACCCUUGACCUGUGCACCGGAGUGGAAGGAAAAGCUAGAAGAGGUCGGAUUCGUCGACGUUCAACAAGAGAUUCGCAAGGUUCCCAUGGGUCCAUGGCCAAAGGACCCGAAACUCAAGGAAAUCGGCAAGUUCCAGGCGGUUCAGGAAGCCCAGGUCAUCGACUCGUACACUCCCGGGCUCUUUGGUCGGGUGCUCGGUUGGAGUGAGGAGGAGAUCCAGGUCUUUAUUGCGAAAGUCAAGCGUGACUUGAAGGAUCCGACAAUCCAUUUGUAUCAGCAGCUUUACUUUAUCUGGGGAAGGAAGCCAGAAGUUUAG
Molecule: messenger RNA, 1089 nt
Organism: Fusarium keratoplasticum
Lineage: Eukaryota; Fungi; Ascomycota; Sordariomycetes; Hypocreales; Nectriaceae
Exons: 8
Coding region: 1-1089 (362 amino acids)
Molecular function (GO): methyltransferase activity
Source: RefSeq, a predicted model, not a curated record